Molecule: messenger RNA, 1315 nt
Organism: Girardinichthys multiradiatus
Lineage: Eukaryota; Metazoa; Chordata; Actinopteri; Cyprinodontiformes; Goodeidae
Gene: btg4
Product: B-cell translocation gene 4
Exons: 4
Coding region: 255-1031 (258 amino acids)
Biological process (GO): negative regulation of mitotic cell cycle; negative regulation of cell population proliferation
Cellular component (GO): nucleus; cytoplasm
Source: RefSeq, a predicted model, not a curated record
AAUUAAUCCUCCUAAUUAACACAGAUUUAUGGUUUUAGAGUUAGUUGUCCAACCAGAGCACUUCAUGAAAUUUCAGCAGCAAAUAUGUUUGCUUAAUUUUUCUGUCUCGUUUAUUUAAUAUUUCUAUUACUUUAAGAGUUUGCUCUUCCUACCAGUCUUUUUUAUGAUCUGAGGUUGUUUUUUUUUUAUUAUUAUUUAGCUGAACAGGAUUUAGUUUUCUGUUUGUGAGCUCAAAGGUAAAGAGUGUGUAAACCAUGAAAGAGGAAAUUGCUGCAGCUGUGUUCUUUACUACUCGGCUGGUGAAAAGAUACGGCUGUCUAGAUAAUGACCACAGGGAGCGUUUUGCUGCCGCCCUCACCUCGGUUUUGUUUGAGAAUUAUAAGAACCAUUGGCAUCCGAGUGCACCUACCAAAGGACAGGCCUACAGAUGUCUUCGUAUGAACAGUGUUCAGCUCCAGGACCCAGUGUUGCAGCAGGCCUGUGAGCAGAGCGCCGUACGGUACCAGGAUCUGGGCCUACCCCUCGAGAUCACGGUGUGGGUCGACCCCGGAGAGGUUUCUUGCAGGUACGGUGAGCAUAGCACUCCAUUCUGUGUCUCAGCGUUGGACAAUCGGCGAGACGGGGAAUUUUCCCGUCGCAUCCAUGAUGCCGUGGAGCGAGCAAGCCUCGACAUCCAGUCAGGAAGUUCUUCUGAUGAAGAAGAUGAGGUCAUGGAUAAGAGCAUGAGCAGCAACAGCAGCCUCCGCAGUCUAUCAGGUCCCUGCCCUACCACCAGCCUCGAGGCCAAAACCAUCCCAACUGUCAGCAACCCCAACAGUGUUUACCGGUUCAGCGAGUUCUCUCCAGGAGCUCCUCAGACCUGGGUGAGGGAGAAGAGGAAAGGUUUUCCUGGAAAUUCUUUCUCUUCCUCUACUGGCUGUCCACCAUCUCAGUUCUCCAACCAGAAAGGCUUUAAAGCCUACCGGGCCGCAUUUACUUUCACAGGGCCCCGUGUUGACAAGUACCACUGGGUCUGCAAAUCUCGGUCUUGAAGUAGGCUGUGCCUUUCCAGUUGGUACUCAAAGUGGAUUCCUUUAAGCUGAAUGGAAGACUAGACUUUCUUUCAGAACAUUUGUUAAAACUUGAAAUGAGUUUAUUUGAAUUGGUUUAAAGUGGUAGUUUAAAAUAUUGCUGUUUAAGCAGGUUUUUAUAAAAAUUAUUGUACUAUUUUAAUCCAAAUUUUCUUUGUCUUUUAACUGAAAUUAAAUCAAGUGUAAAUAAAGUGAGAAUGAAAUGUCGUUGAAAAGAAAUAAAUUUAUUCGUGCUACCUUUUUAA